AUGUCCACCAACCCUUCCACCAGCAGGCUUAUCCUUGUCAUCUACAUCGUCAUCCAAUAUGAGGACUUCUCCCAGGAUGACAUCGUAGAGCAUAAUCAUGAUGUCCCAUCCGCCGAAGCAACCUACGCUGGCUCCACAAACAACGAUACCGCUCCCCAUCGACCUAGCACGGCUUUCGCCCCCACAGUGCCGACUCAAUCUUCUGCUGCGAAAGAGCAAGACGUGAAGGGCAUCGGUGCCCAGUUCGACCAUGUCUCUGACGUACAAGCUGCGGAGAUUGACAUAUGA
Molecule: messenger RNA, 288 nt
Organism: Dothidotthia symphoricarpi CBS 119687
Lineage: Eukaryota; Fungi; Ascomycota; Dothideomycetes; Pleosporales; Dothidotthiaceae
Exons: 2
Coding region: 1-288 (95 amino acids)
Source: RefSeq, a predicted model, not a curated record